Molecule: messenger RNA, 4070 nt
Organism: Saccoglossus kowalevskii
Lineage: Eukaryota; Metazoa; Hemichordata; Enteropneusta; Harrimaniidae
Product: surfeit locus protein 4-like
Biological process (GO): Golgi organization
Cellular component (GO): membrane; endoplasmic reticulum; endoplasmic reticulum-Golgi intermediate compartment
Source: RefSeq, a predicted model, not a curated record
CACCCCUAACCGCAAAGAUUGCCGGGAGUAUCCUCUCUCUCUGCUCCGCCAUCUUGAAAUAAAAGUAGCGGAGCACACCUUACCUCAUCUCGAGGUGUUUUCGGAGGCUUGUUAGAAACAUGUCGUCCCAAAAUGAGUUUUUGAGCAAAGCAGAGGAUGUUGCCGACCAGGUGUUGCGAAAAAGUAAACAUGUUUUACCGCAUAUUGCUCGUCUCUGCCUAAUUAGUACUUUCUUAGAAGACGGUAUUCGUAUGUGGCUUCAGUGGAAUGAACAGAGGGAUUAUAUUGACACAACAUGGGGAUGUGGUUACAUUCUAAGUUCACUAUUCGUGUUAAUAAACCUGAUUGGACAGAUUGGUGGCUGUGUCAUGGUUUUAAGUAGAAAACAAGUUCCAGUAGCAUGCGGUAUUCUAAUGGGCAUUAUCACACUGCAGACUGUUGCUUAUAGUAUUUUAUGGGACUUCAAAUUUUUAAUGAGGAAUCUAGCUCUUGCCGGUGGUAUCAUACUUCUUUUGGCAGAGAGUCGUGUUGAAGGCAAAAGUUUAUUUGCUGGCGUGCCCACGCUGGGAGAUAACAGCCCAAAGAACUACCUGCAACUCAGUGGACGUAUCUUACUAGUUUUGAUGUUCAUGACAUUGUUGCGUUUCGAGUUUUCUCCAUGGCAGAUGCUACAAAACAUCAUUGGCUCAGCCCUGAUUCUCUGCGUUGCUGUGGGUUUCAAGACAAAACUUUCAGCUUUAGUUCUGGUACUCUGGUUAACUUGUCUUAAUAUGUAUUUUAAUGCUUGGUGGAAUAUCCCACAGUAUAGGCCAAUGAGAGAUUUUCUAAAAUACGACUUUUUUCAAACGCUGUCUGUCAUAGGGGGCUUGUUACUUGUAGUCGCCCUCGGCCCAGGUGGGGUUAGUUUAGAUGAACACAAGAAAAAAUGGUAAAAUUAUAUUUUGACAAUAUGUUUAGAUUUUCGCUUUCCAGCAAAGGCCAGCUAAUGAAAUGGCCAUCUCAUUUUCAAAAAAAAAUAAAGACUCUCAUUUGUGGAGUGGCGGUUGGGAUUUGCUGUAAAACAUGUCUUUUUUUUAAAUAGCAUGUUAUUUUUGCUAAUAUAGAUUCCCUGUAUCGUAGCAUAUUUAAAUCGUAGCAUAUUCUCACUAUGAGAAUGCAAGCAUACAUGAUGAAAAUUCAGGCUUUGAACCAAAUUCACUAAUUUGUCGCGUUUCCUGUAUCUGUUGAGAUCAAUAUUAAAAUUGUUCAGUGAUUGAAAUAUUAUGUGCUUUAUAUGAUAUGUGAUACAUGUAUGUGUAUGUUUUACUUAUCCAAUUAGCUCACUUAAACAUGUUGUAUUACGAUUUCCCUUGGCAAUCUAAAACGACAGUUAUUAGGGUUUCUAGAGGCAUGACCAACAGCAGUCCAUAUGUGACAAUGAACAGAAUACAUGUACAUUGCAUAAUCUCCCUGAAAUGCAUAGUUUAAUGUCAAAUAUGUAGCAUGUAAUUUAUACAUCAGUUCUUGAGUCUUUGUACAUCUUUGAUUUUCUCUCGAGUAUUUUUGAUAUGCAUCUACUGGUAUGCUGCAGUUCAUUGUUUUUCAUUGGAUCUCCUGAUUUUCUGAAUAUUUGUCGCUUUUUUUCUUCCACCCGUUUUUGGUUUAAUUCAUUUCAUAUCUGGUUCAGUGUGUCAGCUAUGCAGUAACUUCUUGUUAAAUUAUAUGCACUAUAAUGCAUCCACAGAAACUUGAUGCAAAAUGUACACAAUUACAUACUGUACAAUACUUUAUUUUAACAGGGUUUUCAUUGGCAGAAGUAAAAAUGACAAUUUACUUUGCUUUUUUCAGCGACAGUAACAUAAAAUAUUUUGACUUUAUUUUCCCCAUGUUUUGUCAAUCAGCCAAUUAGGUUUUGUUGACUCGCAGGAAGAUAUUUGGUACUACUGGGCAAUCGGUAUUGUAGGGAGAUUGGGAGGAAAAAAAUUGGUGGCUUUGUAAAAAAUUAAGUGAACCAUGUGGAAAAAUGAUUCCCAUUGGAUUGCUUAAAAAUAAAUUCCUCAACAUUACAUCUGAUAUUUGUCAGUCAAAAUACAAAUGAAUUAUAGGCUGGGAAAGUCGCAUGCUUUACUAACAUCUCAGUAAACUCAGUGACUGCUACUGACAUUCUCUAAUCUAAACAUUGCUCUAUACUAUGCUCUAAGAAAUAUUUUAUCUCUUGUCAUUGACAAGUUAUGAAAUUGAAUGUCUAAUGUAUUUUCUUGUUUGCAUGUGUCUUUUUACAAUUACAUGCAGACAUUCAUUACCAUGUAUUUAAUUUUUGUUGUUGACCUGUAAUCAUACUUGCACAAAUUUUAACUGAAAUUAAUAUGCAGGCACUGAAAUGAAAAUAAAGUUUAUUUACUAGAUUCUUUUGAGAUGUACAAAAACAAACUGCUGUUUAGCGUCAUUCAGUAGAAUUGUGAUGGCAAAAUUUCUUUAAAAGUUGAAUUAUUUUGAUGGCACUGUAUCAUGGCAAACGUGAUGGCUGUUCAUCACAGUUUGACGCAAAUGUGAUUAUUCUACCCAGAUAACAAAUAACAAGUUUAGCCUGGGUAUAGAGCUCUUUCAAUUGAUAUGGCUUUUAUGCACAUCUACAUCACAUUGCGUAGUUGCAUUACAUGUCUAUUUAUCGGCCUUAUAACUGAGUGAUGCAAAUGCAGGAACCUGUGCGCCAAGUUGCAUGAAAGUUGUUUCAAUUUCGUAAGACAAAUGGUUAUAAGCCGAGAAAAUAAACUUAAAUAUUCAACAUUUCGCAACAUUUCAUAAAAAUUGUGAACACUUGUAACAUGUAUUGGAGCAAAUACAAGUUUACAGUUGUUGCAAUGCUAUACUUUUAUAAUGAGAAAUGACUGCUCACUUCAUCACAUGCAUGGCUGCUCUCUUAUCUGUUCAUAUUGGUGCUAAGUGAAUGUUAUUAAAAUUGUUUUUAUUAUUUAAAUAUAUAUACUCUGCAAACUUGGCCAGGCUGGUUUAUUUUUAUGGAGUACUUAUUGUCUAUGUUCCUGGACAAAGAUUCUUGGUUAUGUGCUUCAUGGAAUUAUUAUAAAAUGUUGAUUUUUACCCCAUAGUGUAAUUGGCAAUAAAAUUAUGUAUAGAAAGUGAGGAUGUCUGUCCACAUUAUCGGUGUCUGUGUUGACUCUUGUCUGAUCAAGUCAAUGAAAGUACUAGCAGGGGGCCGACAGAAUAAGGGUUUGGUUUGGAACCUUGCACAUUUAGUAGUGUUGACAAACUAGGACAUGUACAAGCCAAAUUUACCUCCUGUGCUGGCUUGCAUCUGACACAAGUCGUCAACUUCAUAGAUAUUUGUGCUGAAUUCUGGGAAAUCAGUCGUCACAUCGUUCCAGUUACCAAUUUUGCACAAAAUAGACCUGCAUCCUUACAAAAAAAAAAAGCUGCAAAAAGUACGCUGAAUACCGAAAAAAUGUAUUUAGGCGGGAAAAUGUCAUCUGAGCGAGCUUGCAGGCACCUCACACUAAAUCUUUAAAUUUAUUGUGGUCAAGGGAUAUUUGAUGUACAAGUGUGCACAAAUUGCAUAAAAUAUUUCAUGAUUUGACUUCCAAUCAACUGACUGCAAUACUAUUCAAAUCACACUAUUCAUAAUUCAGACCAUCUAAUUAACAUACUGUAAAAUACUUUAUUUUCGCUUAGAAUUAAUUUUCGCUGAAGGAACGAUUCAGUGAAAAUAAAAUCCAGCAAAUCUUUCUAUAUUUUACAUUCAGAAAUCAGUGAAAAUAAAUUCCAUACAAAACACCCAGAAUGUCUUUUCAGCGAAAAUUAAUUCCAGCUAAAAUAAAGUAUUCUACAGUAAUCGCAAUAGUGCAAUGUAGCUGUCAGUAUGUUGAUAUAAUCUAUAGUUUCCAGAAUUUCAUGAAUUUCAGUAUGGGGUUAAAUGUGAUCGCUUUAUAAUAUAUUUUAUUCCAAUUUAAUAAUAAGUAUUGUCAUAGAAUGAAAUAUUUCCAUAUUUUAUUUACUAUUUACUAGUUAAUUAUAUAUAGAAUUUUUGGUUGUCUAAAUAAAGGAGUAUCUAAACUGGUGUACAUGAUCUGUUCAAA